Molecule: messenger RNA, 1132 nt
Organism: Trichosurus vulpecula (common brushtail)
Lineage: Eukaryota; Metazoa; Chordata; Mammalia; Diprotodontia; Phalangeridae
Gene: TP53I3
Product: tumor protein p53 inducible protein 3
Exons: 6
Coding region: 102-1106 (334 amino acids)
Molecular function (GO): quinone binding; quinone reductase (NADPH) activity; NADPH binding
Source: RefSeq, a predicted model, not a curated record
CCCAGCCCCACGCGCCCUGCGCACCCCACUCUGUACCUGCUCUCUCCUUUGGGCCACACGUUCGCGUCCUGGGCCACACAGGUGGUGAGAGCAGAAGCAUCAUGUUAGCUGUGCAUUUUGACCAGCCUGGGGGCCCCGAAAACCUUUACCUGAAAGAGGUGGCCAUGCCAGAGCCAGGACCAGGAGAAGUCCUCCUCAAGGUGGUUGCCACUGCUCUGAACAGGGCUGAUGUGUUGCAGCGCCAGGGCCAGUACGACCCACCCCCCGGAGCCAGCAACAUCUUGGGCCUGGAGGCAUCUGGCCAUGUAGUUAAAGUUGGUCCUGGCUGCCAUGGGCCGUGGAAACAAGGGCACUCAGUAAUGGCUCUGCUUGCUGGGGGAGGUCAGGCAGAGUAUGUCACGGUCCCCGAAGGUCAACUCAUGCCUGUUCCCAAGGGGCUGACUCUCAUCCAGGCCGCAGCCAUCCCUGAGGCCUGGCUCACAGCCUUCCAGCUGAUCCAUCUCACAGGCCAAGUUAAGGCUGGGGAGACGGUGCUGAUACACGCUGGAUCCAGUGGUGUGGGCACAGCUGCUGUCCAGUUGGCCCGGCAGGCCGGAGCUAUUCCUCUGGUCACCGCUGGGUCUCUGGAGAAAAUUGAGGCAGCGCAAAAGCUUGGGGCUGUUGCUGGCUUCAACUACAAAGAAGAGGAUUUUUCAGCUGCAACAUUGGAGUUUACUAAGGGUGCUGGAGCCAACGUGAUUCUAGACUGUGUUGGCGGGUCCUACUGGGGGAAGAAUGCGGCAUGCCUGGCCACAGAUGGCCGCUGGGUGCUGUAUGGCCUGCUGGGAGGGGCAGAAGUCCAUGGGCCGCUUCUCUCCAAGCUUCUGGCUAAGAGAGGGAGCCUCCUCACAAGCCUGCUGAGAUCCCGGGACAAGAAGUACAAAGCGGAGCUGGUGGCGGCCUUCACCCAGCAGAUCCUGCCUCACUUUGCCCAGGAUGAGCCGGGGGCACUGAGGCCUGUGGUGGACAGAGUCUACCCCCUGAAGCAGGUGGCAGAGGCCUACGUGUACAUGGAACAGAAUAAGAACCUGGGCAAGAUUGUACUGGAGGUGGCCCCCGGACCCUGAGCACAAUAAACCACCCUGCUCCCUAA